Molecule: messenger RNA, 835 nt
Organism: Acyrthosiphon pisum (pea aphid)
Lineage: Eukaryota; Metazoa; Arthropoda; Insecta; Hemiptera; Aphididae
Exons: 3
Coding region: 204-575 (123 amino acids)
Source: RefSeq, a predicted model, not a curated record
UUAAUAAUCUAUAUUUAAUAUUAUGAACGUCGCUGACUAUGUCUGUCUAUCGUAUCCAUUUCCGUGAUCUCACUCACACGAAGCUUAAUUUACCAUUGUAGCGAUAUUGUAUUGGGGUGAUAAGGUAAACGAUUUCUGCACACCGUUCAAUUUAUUUGACAAUUUGACGCCAGCAACCAACAAGACACAAGUAUACAAAGAAAAUGCAUAUGUAUACCAAAAUGUACAUCGAUAAAUUGUUCAACAAAGCUCUUUAUAACAAAUGGGAAGUUCCGUUGAUAAAAUUAACUGCAGAAGACUUAGAAAAUUAUAAAUUGAGACUAAUUAAAAAUAAGGAUACACCCAAAGAAGAUGAUAAUAAUGCAUUAAAACAAGAUAAGACAUGUAAAAUCAAUAUAAUAUCUAAAGAGGAUAAAAAAUCAAAAGUCGUUAAAACAUCUGAAAACAGUAAUACAUCUAUAGAUGACGAGCCUGCUAAUAAAAAACAGAAGUUAGAUACAAAUGGAAUAGAUGUUUUGAAAUUGGUGUUAUCUAGAGAGGGUGAAACAGUAAAUGGAAUAUUAAACACCUUAUAAAUGUCAAAAAUUAUGUAAGAGGUAAUUUAACUGAAAUUGAAAAUUUAUAUAAAAAUUAUCAAUAUUUAUAGUAGCAAAUAACAAAUAGUGAUGGUCCUAAAUGACUAAAAAACAAAUAAUUCAUGGUUAAAUGGUAAACUUACAAACCAAAUAAUUUAAAUUUAUAACUAACAGAUGACUUGAGCUACCAACUAUCUAAUGAUUCGGUUGUCUAUUUUUCUAAAAAUAAUCAGAGAGAUGAAAAUAAGCUUUAUAGUUUA